GAAGCUAGAUUCUGUCUUUUUCUCUUCUUUAUCCACUUUCCAUUCAACAUGUUAUAUACCAUUUUGCUUUGUUUCAACUCAUUCAUUCACUCUUUGAUUGUGAUAUUUGUUAACAAUCAUAACAUCACUCUGCUAAAUACACUCUUGUAGUAAUAGGAUUGUGUUUAAGUUAUUGCAUUUUGCUGACAAGUUCUGAUGGCAUUGGUAACUGGAAGAAGUUCAGCUCUGAAUCCAAAUGCACCUCUCUUCAUACCUGCUGCAUUUCGGCAAGUGGAGGAUUUUUCACCUCAAUGGUGGGAGCUUGUGAAAUCUUCGACAUGGUUUCAUAACUAUUGGUUGAGCCAGCAUAAGGAGGAAGAUUUUGUCGAAAGUGGCGGAAAUGAUGCUACAAAUGAUGAUGAUAUAGAACAUAUGCUGUCAGAAACUUUUGAUCUUGGCAUUGAAGAAGAUUUCAACUUUCUAGAUAAUGAGUUUGAGAAAUUGGUGAUGUCCGACGAAGCUCAAGAGUGUCCAGUUAUGGAUGAACCUGUUGAGGAAAAAAAGCCUGUUCAUGGUGUUAACAAGGAUGCUGCAGCUCUUAUCAAGAUCUUGUCACCAAAGGAAAGGGGUUCAAAGUCCCCUAUCGGGUCUCCAAAGCAAUUUGAGAAGCCAGCACAAUAUGUUAACCUCAAGUGUGCACCUCAGAGAAUUCACCAACCUCGUUAGGAAAAACUUGAAGCUCACAGUGUAGUAGCUUGUUUGAACUGCAAGUUUCUGACUUGAGUAUACAAAUCAAUGUUGAGAUAACUUGUGUACAUAGAAGAAGGUGUAGUGUCUUUGUAUUUUUCUUGUUGGUUUUCAUGUAGUGUAUUUAAUGGUAGGUGAGACUUUCAAGUUUGAACGGCUCAAAUCUUGGAAUGUUUAUGGUUUGAUGAAUGGUUAAUGUCAGUUACAUGGCAAAGUAGAGUCUAUGAAUUUGAUGUUUUAGGUGUGUCCUGUUCAGUUUGGUAAUUGGAUUGAACUUUUCAGUUUGGUAAUUUUACAUUUGGAAAGAAAAUGGUUAAGCAGCUGCUUUUUUCUAUGCAAUUGCAUCAGUUUAUCAACUUUAUUUAAA
Molecule: messenger RNA, 1093 nt
Organism: Medicago truncatula (barrel medic)
Lineage: Eukaryota; Viridiplantae; Streptophyta; Magnoliopsida; Fabales; Fabaceae
Product: protein EARLY RESPONSIVE TO DEHYDRATION 15
Exons: 3
Coding region: 196-705 (169 amino acids)
Source: RefSeq, a predicted model, not a curated record